Colletotrichum navitas is the source of this 972-nucleotide messenger RNA. Its product is annotated as ETC complex I subunit conserved region-domain-containing protein. Gene Ontology annotation, biological process: respiratory electron transport chain. NCBI's taxonomy places the organism in Eukaryota, Fungi, Ascomycota, Sordariomycetes, Glomerellales, Glomerellaceae. The transcript is spliced from 3 exons. The record is from RefSeq and is a predicted model, not a curated record. Bases 83 to 811 code for a protein of 242 amino acids.
GCGUGCAGUUCCCGACCUCACGCUCCACAGCUCUACUCCCCAAACGUCGUCACCCGAAUUCGAGCCAAUUGAUACCGCAAUCAUGCGAAGGACAUUUCGCCUGCUCGCGGGCGUCAAGCCUGCUAGGUAUCUCGAACCCGGCACACCGACGGGCCUAACGGGCCUUUGGACGCACAACAGUCCCCGGUCGACCUUGCUGUACCUGUACAGCACCACCCUCGAGAAGCUCAAGACAUUCCCCGAGUCCUCUCUGUACCGUCAGUCUGUCGAAGCCAUCACAAAGCACCGCCUCAAUCUCGUCGAAGCGACGGAACCCCCAGGUUUCGCUGAGUGGGAGAAGAAGGCCGCGCAGAUCUUCAAGGAGAAGCCCGAACAGUUCCACCUCGUUAGCGGCCGUGUUGACGGCAGCGGCUCCCGGACGGUGAAGCUCGGCAACCGAACAUUCAUUAUUGGCACUCACCACGACGCUAAGGACAUUCGCGUUGAGGAAUGGGACGGCGAGAAGGACGAGGGCGGUACCCUCGAGGGUCUCCGUACCGAGACUGAGCGGAAGGAUCACCAGCUUCUUGCCAGCCAUAAGGAUCUGAACGACAUCGCCAAGGUUGAGUUGGAGCCCGAGCCGCAGUUGACGGCCGACCAGAUCUCCGAGCUGGAGAACAAGAUUGGAGCUGGCCUCAUUGAGGAGGUCAUUCAAGUCGCCGAGGGCGAACUUAAGCUUGUCGACGUGAUGAAGCAGGCCAAGGUGUGGGAGGACCUGGAGGAGAAGCCCGUCGAGGGCCAGUGGACCUACUUUGAGCGCAACUCCGCAUAGGCCGGACCGCCUGCAGCAGAAAAUCGUCUACGCGUAAUAGACAAUGUAUAUUAGGCGACUGUGAUGACCAAGAUACAUCAAGCCGUUACUUCUUCGCAUUAGUCACUGAAUGUGUGCACAUGUAACCCUUUGCAGCUUAUAGGGAUUUAUGCUUAUCAAGA